AUGACUUCGGUAUUUCUAUUACCGAGCAUUUUCAUUGUGCUGUUAUAUGCAGCGCCAUCAUUGGCUGGUGGCUCUAGUGGAGUUGAGCUAACGCACAUGCCCGAUGUACCAAAGCCGGAUAAUGUUAUUGUUGCUAAAAACAGUGAUCUCAAAUCAAAAACAGAUAAUGAUGACGAGGAUGAAGAUGAUGAUGAAGACUUCUACACAUUCGGUGAUGAAGAUGAUGCUAAACAAGAUUCAUACUUCACUAAAAUCGAUCUCUCUCACGAGCAUGACAGAUUCAUGGAUGCUCUUGACCGUCUGGAGAAGAAAUACAGAUCUAAGAUAGAUAAGGUCAUGAAAGAGUGGUAUGAAUUGAAAGGCAGAUACACCACAAUGAAAGACAAAGAUCCUAAACAAGCUGAAAAGAUGAAAUCCGAAAUGAAUGUUCGUUUCCAAUCGACUGUCAACAGCUUAGAAGAGGAACACAAGAAAGCGAGACAUGAAAUUCGUACCGUUCACGAUGAAAGAGUAUCUUCUGCCCUCAAUGAGAAAAAGAGAAUUGCAACUCAUGAAUACCGUAGAGCGUUGGUCAACCAAGUAAUGAGACCAAACAGAAUCGAAGUUCUGAAAGCUUUAAAGAAGUACAUCCGAGCAGAAGAGAAAGAUCGUCUUCAUCAACUCAACAAGUACAGACAUCUCCUCAACGGAGCUCCAGACGAGGCCAAAGAGUUCAAGCCAAGUCUCUUACACAAACUUCAUGAAAUCGAUUUACGUAUCAACGCUACUCUUUCAAUGCUCCGUGAUUUCCCGGAUAUUGAACAGCAAAUUCAAGCCAUCAUCAUGGGGUAUUGGAAAGAUUUCCGACAUGAGAACACACCCAGCAUUGAUGAUAUCGAAAUCAAUCAGACCAACAGUUUGGAUGCUGAUGCUAAGAACAAGAAGUUGAUCGAUGUUUAUACCGAAACUUAUCGUAAAGAGCACAAUCUGAAAACUGUAACCACCACCACCACCACCACAGCAGCUCCCAAAGUACAAGCUGACAAAGAAAAAGCUCUUGAUUUGGAUAAGGAUUCAGAAGAAGACAGCGAUGACUAUUACGAAGACGAAGCCGACGAAGAAGUCGAGAAAGUGAAAAUUCAGAUAAAACCAGCAGUCACAAAAGUAGAUGAACGUCCUGAAGAUAGAGUAGUAGAAGUUCAUCGUAAGUUCACAGAGUUGAAACCUAUCGUGACAACUUCAGAAGAAAGCGAAAGUGAAAGCACUGAGGAAGAUCAGAGCGACGAAAUCGUAGAGAAGGAAAUCAGAGUUAACAUCGAACCUAUCAUAACUGAGACAGAAUACAGCGCCAACAUCAGAGAAAGCUUAAUGAAUGAUAUCAAGAAAAGAGCUGUCGAUAGCCAAGUCGCUUUAUCUCAAUUGUUAUUCUUAUUUGGUUCUAUUCUUUGUUUGGCUCUCAUUGGAUUAACUAUCCUUAAGAGAAGAAAUGCUCGUCACGGUUUCGUUGAGGUUGAUGUAUACACAUCAGAAGAACGUCAUUUAGCUGGAAUGCAAGUUAAUGGAUACGAAAACCCUACUUAUUCCUUUUUCGAUUCGAAAAACUAA
Auanema sp. JU1783 is the source of this 1584-nucleotide messenger RNA. Lineage: Eukaryota; Metazoa; Nematoda; Chromadorea; Rhabditida; Rhabditidae. The record is from the annotation of a GenBank genome assembly.